UCGGGAGCGGGCCUGCAGAUCUCAGCAGUCAUGGCCAGCCACCUCAUGCUCUACACCGGCGCCAAGAUGCCCAUCAUGGGGCUGGGCACCUGGAAGUCCCCUCCAGGCAAAGUGACUGAGGCUGUGAAGAUGGCGAUUGACCUUGGAUACCGCCACAUCGACUGUGCUCACAUGUACCAGAACGAGAAUGAGGUGGGGUUGGCCAUCCAGGAGAAGCUCAAGGAGCAGGUGGUGAAGUGUGAGGACCUCUUCAUCGUCAGCAAGCUGUGGUGCACAUUCCAUGAGAAGAGCAUGGUGAAGGGAGCCUGCCAGAAGACGCUCAGUGACCUGAAGCUGGACUACCUGGACCUCUACCUUAUUCACUGGCCAACCGGCUUCAAGCACGGGAAGGAAUAUUUCCCCCUGGAUGGGGAAGGCAAUGUGAUUCCCAGUGACAACAAUUUUGUGGACACGUGGGAGGCCAUGGAAGAGCUGAUGGAUGAAGGGCUGGUGAAAGCUAUUGGAGUCUCCAACUUCAGCCAUCUCCAAGUCGAGAAGAUCUUAAACAAACCUGGCUUAAAAUAUAAGCCGGCUGUUAACCAGAUUGAGUGCCACCCGUAUCUCACUCAGGAGAAGCUAAUCCAGUACUGCCAGUCCAAAGGCAUCAUGGUGACUGCCUACAGCCCGCUCGGCUCUCCUGACAGGCCCUGGGCCAAGCCUGAGGACCCUUCCCUGUUGGAGGAUCCCAGGAUCAAAGCUAUUGCAGCCAAGCACAAGAAAACCACAGCGCAGGUUCUGAUCCGGUUCCCCAUGCAGAGGAAUUUGGUCGUGAUCCCCAAGUCCAUGACACCCGAACACAUUGCUGAGAACUUUCAGGUCUUUGACUUUGAACUGAGCAGCGUGGAUAUGACCACCUUACUCAGCUACAACCGGAACUGGCGGGUGUGUGCCUUGGUGAGCUGUGCUUCCCACAAGGACUAUCCCUUCAACGCUGAGUUUUGAAGCUCUUGGUGCCUCUUCCCC
Molecule: messenger RNA, 1002 nt
Organism: Odobenus rosmarus divergens (Pacific walrus)
Lineage: Eukaryota; Metazoa; Chordata; Mammalia; Carnivora; Odobenidae
Product: aldose reductase-like
Exons: 1
Coding region: 31-981 (316 amino acids)
Source: RefSeq, a predicted model, not a curated record